UGUGGGGCGGGCGGCGCCACCAGUAGACACGAAGAACUACAAGGCCCGGCAACGCGGGCGGUUGGAAGUUUCGAGAGGCGGAGCGGAGAGAGAGCACAGUCCGCUAGCGCUGCCAGUGCAACAGUCGGGAUUGUGAGAGAAACCGUCGCAUUUCGAUAAAGAUAAGCGAGUGAGAGAGGGGGAGAAAAAGGGAGCAGGGUAAAAAAAGAUGUCGCUGCAGGUAGUCACGGCCAAGCUGGCCGAGGUGGAGCUGAGAGAGGCCGUGGUGGCCCCGGAGAAGGUGAGCGCCGAGGGCAACGGCGUCCAGACAAAAGACGUGGAGCCCACGGCUACAACCUCGGCGGAGGAAGUCAAGCAGCAUCACCUACCGCCGCUAAGCACCGCGGCCAAGGACGCCAAGUCGGCGAUGAAGCGGGUGGAGGCCGCGCAGAACGGGGACACGUUCAACGCGGACGGCACCGUCAUGGAAGCGCCGCGGACCGUGAAAAAGAUCCAGUUUGCUGACCAGAAACAAGAAUUCAACAAACGUCCAACCAAAAUAGGUCGUCGCUCGCUUUCUCGAUCAAUCUCGCAAUCCUCUACGGACAGCUACAGCUCAGAACUGAUGGGUAUGUCUAAUCAAAAUAAUGCGGCAUCUUACACAGAUAGCUCAGAUGAUGAAACUUCACCUCGUGAUAAGCAACAGAAAAAUUCGAAGGGCUGCAGUGACUUCUGCAUCAAGAACAUCAAGCAGGCAGACUUCGGACGCAGGGAGAUUGAAAUUGCAGAACAAGAAAUGCCAGCACUUAUGGCUCUACGAAAACGAGCCCAGGGAGAAAAACCAUUGGCUGGAGCGAAGAUAGUCGGCUGCACCCACAUCACAGCCCAGACUGCGGUGCUGAUGGAAACACUUGCUGCCCUUGGAGCUCAGUGCAGGUGGGCUGCCUGUAACAUUUAUUCCACCCAGAAUGAAGUGGCUGCUGCGCUGGCUGAGAAUGGUUAUCCAGUCUUUGCCUGGAAGGGAGAAUCAGAAGAUGAUUUUUGGUGGUGUAUUGAUCGCUGUGUGAAUGUGGAAGGAUGGCAGCCUAACAUGAUUCUGGAUGAUGGUGGUGACCUCACCCACUGGAUUUAUAAGAAGUAUCCUAACAUGUUCAAGAAAAUUAAGGGCAUUGUGGAAGAAAGUGUGACUGGCGUUCACAGGCUUUAUCAGUUGUCUAAAGCUGGUAAGCUCUGUGUUCCAGCCAUGAAUGUAAAUGACUCUGUAACCAAGCAGAAGUUCGAUAACCUUUAUUGCUGUAGGGAGUCCAUACUCGAUGGUCUCAAGAGGACAACAGAUGUGAUGUUUGGUGGCAAACAGGUCGUGGUAUGUGGAUAUGGGGAGGUUGGAAAGGGUUGUUGUGCUGCCUUAAAGGCAAUGGGAUCCGUAGUGUAUGUCACGGAGAUUGACCCAAUUUGUGCUCUCCAAGCCUGUAUGGAUGGAUUCAGACUUGUCAAAUUGAAUGAAGUAAUUAGACAGGUGGACAUCGUCAUUACUUGCACAGGUAACAAAAAUGUAGUGACCAGGGAACACCUGGAUCGCAUGAAGAAUGGUUGUAUCGUCUGCAACAUGGGACAUUCCAAUACUGAAAUUGAUGUGGCAAGCCUUCGAACUCCAGAACUCACGUGGGAGCGCGUUAGGUCACAAGUGGAUCAUGUCAUUUGGCCAGAUGGCAAAAGGAUUGUUUUACUAGCUGAGGGGCGGCUGCUUAACUUGAGUUGUUCCACAGUUCCUACUUUUGUCCUUUCCAUCACUGCUACCACACAGGCACUGGCAAUGAUAGAACUGUACAAUGCACCAGAGGGUCGAUAUAAACAGGAUGUGUACUUGCUGCCUAAGAAAAUGGAUGAAUAUGUAGCCAGUCUUCACUUGCCUACGUUUGAUGCACAUCUCACAGAACUGACAGACGAGCAGGCAAAAUACCUUGGUUUGAAUAAGAAUGGACCUUUCAAGCCAAACUAUUAUCGGUAUUAAAUGCAAAAGCAACAAGCACAUCAAACAAGAGGGGGACCUUUUGUCACUAAUGUAAACGAACAAAAUCUCUUCUUUAGAGCUGGCCUUGAUUAAGCAGUUUUACAUAUUUAGUCAUUUAUUUAUUUACCUAGAUUGUGUAUAAUCUCAGCAGAAAAUUGUUUUUACUGCAUUAGAAGAUGAAAAAUGUCUGCAAUGUGAUUUUUUUCCUUCUAUUGCUGUUGUGCUUUAAAAUAGUUAUAACAUCCUAGCUGUUAACCUUGGGAAAGAAACAAUGAAGCAAAAUGUUAGCUGUUUUAAAAUUGUUACGGUGCACAUAUUUCAGAUGUUUAGUUUUUAAUUUGAGUAACAAAAGGUAAGGAAAUAGUUAAAUGCUGAAGGUAUACCAUUAUGGAAUUCCGUAAAACAUUUUCUUUAAAAUAUCAAGCUGUGAGAUCCUAGAAAAUCAAAUAAUAUGGCUCUCAAACGAUAACUCAUAUUUUGUUUCUGAAACUUUUUUAAAAUCAGGUGAAGCAGAGUAGAUGUGUGACUGGUUGGGUAGCUUAGCAUUAAGAUUCUUUCUUUACUGCACUGGUGUUGUUUACUCAAGUCAUGGUACUGUUUGAAAUUUGUCUCAACUCCUAAGAAUGUGAGCUUCUUCCCCCAGCUGGGACAUAGCUUCAAGUCAAUAAGAGUGCAUAAAAGAAUGGUCGGCAUAAGUGAUAUAGUCACCACAUGAACCAUAACAAAUAAAGCAUACAACUAACUAAGUGAACUCUAUAAUUAUUUUGACAUGCUUCAAUAUUUAAGCAGAGUAAAGUUCCAUCUUUAUCUCUGGAAGAUGGGACGUUGACAACAUUUUUUUUGCAGAUCAGUGGGUUUAUUUUGUAGAGCACCAUGAAAGAUGUUUUUUGGUAUUUGUUACGUGUAAUUUUGAUUAACUUAUUUAUCCAACUCCCCUACCCACUUCCCUCAGUCUGAGAAUCUUCAAAUGGUACUAGUUGUUACAAACUGUUAUUUCUGGUUGGUCUUCUGCUAGCCAAUAGUUGGGACUGCCUUGGAUGCUGUCACCUGCCCGGCCAACCAGUAGGGAGAUAUAUUGCAAUAUAUGUCAUCAAUUUGGAGUUUUGAUUUACACCAAAGAAGACCAAUCACCCAACUGCACCAGUGCGUCUGUCUGGCCAAGAGCCAUUUUGUUUUUCUUCUGAGGAAAAAUCUUGCCUUAUCUAUGGCCAUCAGUCUUAAUUAUUUGUUUUUUUCAUAAAAUUAAAUGACUGCUAUUUUAUUUUAAAAGAAUUACCACAUCUAUUUUAGGAUUCCCACAAAUAUUAACCAUACAUUUCUGCACAUUGUUAUAUUUGAUCUCCCUCCCUGCAAUUCUAAAAAAAACUGAUGUUUUUAAAUGAAUCCCAGCCAUUUAGUGAGCUGUUUUUUUAUAUUAUCACUUCGACUGUGGGGAAGAGGUUGGCAUGGAAUGUAGUAAUUGUUGUAUGUAACGAAUAAAAGUUUAAACAAAAUUGACACCAGCAAACUGCUCUGGAGAGCAGAAGAAUCGACUCCAAAAGGAAAAGAAAAUCAUCCGUUUACUAACACAAACUACGUUUUAAAAUUGAGGUAACUAUUUUAUGUACUGUAUUAAUGGUCAAGUAUUGUAGUAGAUGAGCAAUAAUGAAGCUGUAAUCAUAAUUCAAAUAAAGUUAAUAAAUUCAGA
Messenger RNA from Amblyraja radiata (thorny skate), 3677 nucleotides. RefSeq names its product putative adenosylhomocysteinase 3. Gene Ontology annotation, biological process: L-methionine cycle. The record is from RefSeq and is a predicted model, not a curated record. The coding region runs from base 209 to 1990 and encodes 593 amino acids. Lineage: Eukaryota; Metazoa; Chordata; Chondrichthyes; Rajiformes; Rajidae. Gene Ontology annotation, cellular component: cytosol. The transcript is spliced from 18 exons.